AUGCUACGCUUGUUGGGGCGACAGCCCAGCUGGCAUCAUAUCGCCAUCCUUUACUAUCUGGCUCGCUGCACUGUGCGUCACGUUCUCAAGACACACCUGGCCGAAUUGGAUGCCUUACAACACGGGAGCGGAGAUGAGCAAAGGAUUGAUUUGUCAAUCGGGAGUGCAAGGAUGCGCAGUUUCAGUUCGGCAGCAAUGCUUGUAAAACUAAAUCAGGUCGAACGGAAGUUUAGUUCAGCAUGUCUCUCCUCAACCGACUCGAAUGCCACAGGGGAUUGUCGUACCCAGGAGCACAUGCUCACCGAGAUCGGACGUUGUCGUGCUCAGGUGGAGCGGAUCAAAGAUUUCACCAUGACAUUUUUUACCCGGUGGUACGCGGACUGGGUAUCAAAACACGGUGGCUGGCGAUCGUUAAUUGAAGAUGCGGAAGACUCUGAAUUGGAUUGA
Messenger RNA from Echinostoma caproni, 447 nucleotides. Lineage: Eukaryota; Metazoa; Platyhelminthes; Trematoda; Plagiorchiida; Echinostomatidae. The record is from the annotation of a GenBank genome assembly.